AUGUCUGAACCGACGUUCUCCAAUUUGAUCCGAUUCCUAGACGAGUCGUCCGUUGAACUUUAUGGAGAUGUCACGAAUAGUUCGCUGGAUAUCAUUGUUGGCUUAGUAGUCCCCGAAGGAGAGUUAAUGGAUUAUGAGGGAGAGCUGUGCGUUAGCAUCUCAAAGACUGGCAAAAACAUUCCCGAGGAAAAGGCUCUCGACUACGUCUUAGGAGUUACAGCGGGAAAUGAUCUCUCCUCGCGCAAAUGGCAGCGACCUCCCUACUCAGGGGGACAAUUCACCUACGCCAAGUCGUUUGACUAUUUCGCUCCAAUUGGACCUACGAUUCUCCAUGGCUCCUUGAUAGCUUCCAAUCCCCCGCUCAAGAUUAAGACAAUAGUUAACGGCGAAGUUCGGCAAAACGGAAGCAUAAAUGAGAUGCUCUUCAAUAUUGAAAAGAUCAUUGCGCAUGCGAGCAGAGGAACGACGCUAAGGUAG
Molecule: messenger RNA, 477 nt
Organism: Daldinia decipiens
Lineage: Eukaryota; Fungi; Ascomycota; Sordariomycetes; Xylariales; Hypoxylaceae
Product: fumarylacetoacetate hydrolase family protein
Exons: 2
Coding region: 1-477 (158 amino acids)
Molecular function (GO): catalytic activity
Source: RefSeq, a predicted model, not a curated record